Molecule: messenger RNA, 1470 nt
Organism: Lathyrus sativus (Indian pea)
Lineage: Eukaryota; Viridiplantae; Streptophyta; Magnoliopsida; Fabales; Fabaceae
Source: the annotation of a GenBank genome assembly
AUGGCUACUAUCUUCUCUGGAGGUUCAGCUUCUCCCUUUCUUUUUCUCACCAACAAGGGUACAUCUUUUACACCCAAAUCUCCAAUUCUCCAUCUCAAGAGAUCCUUCUCUGCAAAAUCAGUAGCCUCUGUUGGAACCGAACCAUCACUGUCUCCAGCAGUUCAAACCUUCUGGAAGUGGCUCCAGGAAGAAGGUGUCAUCACUGCCAAGACCCCAGUGAAAGCUAGUGUGGUCACAGAAGGUCUAGGAUUGGUUGCACUCAGAGACAUUUCUAGGAAUGAUGUUAUUUUGCAGGUUCCAAAAAGGCUGUGGAUAAAUCCAGAUGCAGUUGCAGCUUCAGAGAUUGGGAGAGUGUGCAGUGAGUUGAAGCCAUGGUUGUCUGUUAUACUCUUUCUCAUAAGAGAGAGGUCAAGGGAAGAUUCUGUUUGGAAGCACUAUUUUGGUAUUCUGCCACAGGAAACUGAUUCUACUAUAUAUUGGUCAGAAGAAGAGCUCCAAGAGCUUCAAGGUACUCAACUUUUGAAAACAACAGUGUCUGUGAAAGAAUAUGUGAAGAAUGAAUGUCUGAAACUAGAACAAGAAAUCAUUCUCCCUAAUAAGCGGCUUUUUCCCGAUCCUGUGACGCUGGAUGACUUCUUUUGGGCAUUUGGAAUGCUCAGAUCAAGGGCGUUUUCUCGCCUUCGCAAUGAAAAUCUGGUUAUAGUUCCAAUGGCAGACUUAAUUAACCACAGUGUCAGAGUUACUACAGAGGAUCAUGCUUAUGAAGUUAAAGGAGCAGCUGGUCUUUUCUCUUGGGAUUACCUAUUUUCCUUAAAGAGCCCUCUUUCUGUCAAGGCCGGAGAACAGGUAUAUAUCCAAUAUGAUUUGAACAAAAGCAAUGCAGAGUUGGCUCUAGACUACGGUUUCAUUGAACCGAAUGAAAGUCGACAUGCAUACACUUUGACACUGGAGAUAUCCGAGUCAGACCCUUUUUUUGAUGACAAACUAGACGUUGCUGAGGCCAACGGUUUUGCUCAGACAGCGUACUUUGACAUCUUCUAUAAUCGCACUCUUCCACCUGGAUUGCUUCCAUAUCUGAGACUAGUUGCGCUAGGAGGUACCGACGCUUUCUUAUUGGAAUCACUGUUCAGAAACACCAUAUGGGGUCAUCUUGAGUUGUCUGUCAGCCGUGACAAUGAGGAGCUACUAUGCAAAGCGGUUCGAGACGCCUGCAAAUCUGCCCUUGCCGGUUAUCAUACAACCAUUGAACAGGAUCGCAAGUUGAAAGAAGGAAAUCUAGAUUCAAGGCUUGCAAUAGCAGUUGGAAUAAGAGAAGGGGAAAAGAUGGUCCUGGAGCAAAUUGACGGGAUCUUCAAGCAGAAAGAAUUGGAAUUGGACCAGUUAGAGUAUUAUCAAGAAAGAAGGCUCAAGGAUCUUGGACUUUGCGGAGAAAAUGGCGAUAUCCUUGGAGACCUCGGAAAAUUCUUCUAA